AGACAUAUGACAAUUGUUCACCACUUGCUAGCUUCAGCAUCUUCAAUAUUAAUGCAGCUGAUCACUCCUAAAAUGCUGCAUCUAAGGCACUUUCUGUCACUUAUUGCUUCAAUCUAAAUUACCGUCUUGUUUCUUUGCUCCAACGUCUUUAAGUACAGAAGUGCUCCAAAUCUGGAAUUUCUGGAUACUAAGAGAUCAAAGUUCGCGGGGUUAAAAGAUUUUGGAGACCUUAUUCUAUAAUUUGGGACUUUUGUAAGCUUUAGUUAUGAGUCGUCGUUGGAAUUCUCGAGGAAGCGGGCGAGUAAGGGACGAGGAUGUCGAGAGGCAAGGUCCCAAGAAUGAUGGUAUUGGCUCAGAACAAAAGAUAAUAACAAAAUUGGCAAUUGGGCAGGUCAACCAACGUUUGUUGAAAAUGUUUUCGGAAACGAGGUGGUUCCAUUGGGAUGUGGCGUUUUUAGUGGUGUGCGUAGUUGCAGUAGCAGUGGACCCUUUGUUCUAUUAUCUUCCUGUAAUAAACGAGGCUACCAAAUGCAUUAUCAUAGAUAAGACUUUGAAAAUCAUUGCUAUUUGUGUGCGAUCGUUCCUGGAUUUGAUUGCUUUUGGGGAUUUAGUUGCUCGGCCAAUAGCAAGCAGUACUGAUUAUUACUCGAGGUCAGACUACGUAAUUAACAUUCUCGCCAUUCUUCCAGUUCCCCAGGUUCUAGUGCCAAUUAUAUUUUCAGAAAUGAGAGGUUCGAAAUUCCGGCAUGGAAGGAAAGUCCUAAAUGCAGUUGUUCUUUUGCAAUAUGUGCCAAGAAUUUUCCGUAUCUACAGAUUGUGGAAAAUAGUCAACGUGACUAUCAUCCUACCCAAAAGUAUCCCAACUACUAAUGUUAAAGAGAAUGCAGAUAGCAACAAGAAUAUGAAAGGUUUUAUAGUGAUGAAAGCUGGAUUCAAUCUCUUUCUGUAUCUCGUUGCCAGUCAUGUACUGGGUGCCUUUUGGUACUUCUUCUCCAUCGAACGAGAGACCACGUGCUGGCACGUGGCCUGUAAGCCUGAUGCCGGAUGUCGCAAGACUUCUUUUAACUGUGGUCAUGGUUCUAGCAAUAACACAAUAGUUUUAAAUAAUUUUUGCUCUAUAGAAAAUCCAAAUACCACUCUCUUUGAUUUUGGAAUAUUCCAAGAAGCCCGUCAAUCUCGUAUUCUGGAGUCCAUGGAUUUUCCGCGAAAGACCAUUUUCUGUUUUUGGUGGGGCCUUCGAAAUUUGAGUUCACUUGGUCAAAACCUUGAAACAAGUCCUUAUUAUUGGGAAAACUGCUUCACAGUUUUAAUCUCGAUCUUUGGCUUGCUUCUGUUUUUAUACUUCAUCGGAAAUUUGCAGGUGUACAUGCAGUGGGAGGCAUCUAAUGAGUUGGAGGAGAUUUUUAAGCAGUCAAAAUCCAGGCAACACAAUAAGAUCACGUCUAAACGGUUGGAGACAUCUAAGUGGUGGGAUCCAUCUAUGCGGUUGGAGACAUCUAAGAAGUACUACUUGACUUAUAUGGAUGAGAAGGAUAAGGCAGAGAUCAUGAAAUCUAAAUUACGUAGCAUUGAGUGUUGGAUAAGCACAAUCGGACUCCCUGACCAGUUAAAAAAGAUGAUCAUGAGCUAUGUGACACCAAUAUUGGAAGAUCAAAACAAACAUAUUGAUACAGAAAACCCAUUCCCUCAUCUUCCCACAACACUUAGAAGAUUGAUUAAGCUCCAUCUCUGCUUGCCCCGUCUAAGGAGAGUGCCUAUAUUUGAAAAUGAAAGUGAAGAAUUGUUGUAUGAGAUCACCUGUAAGUUUCUCAAGCAAGUGCACUACAAUCAAAGCAGCUACAUUGUUCGAGAGGGAGAACCAUUGGAUGCACUGAUUUUCAUGGUGAAAGGAAUUGUGUGGACGUAUACAAGUAACCAUGGCAAUAAAACUAAGUGUCUUAAGACAGGUGACCUCUUUGGAAGACAUCUUGUAGACUGGGUGCUGGAAUCCCCUGGACUAUCCGACCUUCCCUUAUCAACAAGGACUCUCAAAUGUCAUACAAAAGUUGAAGUAUUUUGUCUUAUGGCUAGUGACCUCAAGGAUAUGAUGUCUCAAUGCUGGUGGAAAUUUCGCAAAUCCAGCCACAUUACUCAAUCUAACUCGCAACAUUUAAAACAUUUUGCAGCUUCAUCCAUCCAAGCAGCAUGGCGCCACCAUGCCAUCCAUUCUCAUAAGUGCUUGAAUGUGGCUAUCAAGUCUGCCCAUGCUGUUGACUAAGGCCAUCGUUGUCAAUAGCUCUCCAAGUUUAGAUAAUUGUACCGCUUAAUAAUUAAUCUAGUAUUGUUAUCAAUUGCUGAUCUUGCUCUUUGUUGAAAUAUAUAAAUAGAUUGUU
Messenger RNA from Carya illinoinensis, 2372 nucleotides. RefSeq names its product cyclic nucleotide-gated ion channel 1-like. The record is from RefSeq and is a predicted model, not a curated record. NCBI's taxonomy places the organism in Eukaryota, Viridiplantae, Streptophyta, Magnoliopsida, Fagales, Juglandaceae. The transcript has 8 exons. The coding region runs from base 266 to 2257 and encodes 663 amino acids.